AUGGGCAGGCGACGCACCGAGGGACUAUGCAGAGCCGUGGAACCGCCGCCAGGUCGCUGUCGGUCCACGCCGCCAGUAGCACUGCCAGCCCGCUCAGCGUCGGCUGCCGCCAUGGGAGUGCACGUGGAAACCAUCUCCCCAGGAGACCGGCGCACCUUCCCGAAGCGCAGCCAGACCUGCGUGGUGCACUACAUCGGGAUGCUUGAAGAGGGAAAGAAAUUUGAUUCCUCCCGGGACAGAAACAAGCCCUUUAAGUUUAUGCUGGGCAAGCAGGAGGUGAUCCGAGGCUGGGAAGAAGGGGUUGCCCAGAUGAGUGUGAGUCAGAGAGCCAAACUGACUGUAUCUCCAGAUUAUGCCUAUGGUGCCACUGGGCACCCAGGCAUCAUCCCACCACAUGCCACUCUCGUCUUCGAUGUGGAGCUUCUAAAACUGGAAUGACAGGAAUGGCCUCCUCCCUUAGCUCCCUGUUCCUGGAU
Molecule: messenger RNA, 476 nt
Organism: Nomascus leucogenys (northern white-cheeked gibbon)
Lineage: Eukaryota; Metazoa; Chordata; Mammalia; Primates; Hylobatidae
Product: FKBP prolyl isomerase family member 1C
Molecular function (GO): peptidyl-prolyl cis-trans isomerase activity
Source: RefSeq, a predicted model, not a curated record